Cantharellus anzutake is the source of this 2598-nucleotide messenger RNA. RefSeq lists its product as uncharacterized. Bases 113 to 2536 code for a protein of 807 amino acids. The record is from RefSeq and is a predicted model, not a curated record. Gene Ontology annotation, molecular function: protein binding. The transcript has 3 exons. Lineage: Eukaryota; Fungi; Basidiomycota; Agaricomycetes; Cantharellales; Hydnaceae.
CCGGCUUUGGUUUCCGUUCGGGGUUUUCCUUUGGAAAAACAACUGAACACUCUGAUGAUUGAGCCGAUGCGUGGUCUGAAGGACAGAUUCCCCUCUGACAUUGGAGUCCCUGAUGGGUCUGGUACUUGCCCUUCAAAAGCUUCCACCGGCAUUUGCUAUGCUAGUUAGUAGUCGUCCUGAGCAAGGAGUCAUAUUGGCUUGGUCUAAACCUCGAACUAAGGAGCUCACCAUACCAUGUGAAGACGUGGACAAGAUGGAGCACAAUGAAGAUUUCUAUACUGUCCGCCGCAUGGUGGAGGAUGGCCUUCGAGAGAACUCUUCGUGGAAGCCAACAGAGUGGGAACUCGAUGCUUUUUCCCGGGCUUGUCGUGGGUUGCCCGUCAUUGCAUCGAUCCGAAUUCGCGAUGUCUGCCGGCAGGCACGGCGUGGUCGCACCCUACAGUCCGCAUUCAAAGGCUUGCUUAGUGUCACUGAUACACCUGCCGACCUCAACCACGAAUACUUGCGAAUCCUUCGGCAAGCCUAUGAGGUAGAUUCAGCUGGAAUCCCCCCAGAUGUAUCCAAGAUGUAUCGCUUAGUAAUCACCGCAAUUCUUACGGCGUCUGGGCUGAGGAACGUGUCUUCCAUGUCGCAGAUGUUUGGGAUUAGUGAGGAUGAGAUCUAUGCGACGUUGGAACCAAUCAGCUCGAUCAUAAAUCUUCCCUCGGAGAACGAAAGUGAGAUCACCUUCUAUCACGCAACGGCACGAGAAUUCAUAACCGGGGAACCAAUUGGUGAUGAGAAAGACAAAGUAUUUUUCAUCGAUGAUGUGAAUGGGUAUCUCCUUGGAUUGCCGCUCCUUCGACAUUUCAACGAUUGUUGUGAGCGGAACGUGUUUGGGAUACCCACUGAUCCCAUUUCUUUAGGAGAACAAGAGAAAUGGGAUGAAUUUAAGGCGAAAAAGAAGGAUUAUCGCAGCCGCUUCCACUAUGUUGUUGAAAACUUAUUCAAGCACUUGGACCCUUCGCAACUUUUUUCACAAGAGUCCAAUGAAUUGCAAAACGAGUUUGAUUCCUUCAUUACGCGAAACAGCCUGUUAACAUUUAUGCACUUGCAAUACCACACGAGCGAGGUUUGGGAUGGACGCAUAUUUCCUUCCAAGUUACUUGAAUUUAACAAUCACGAUUCAAUCCAACUUCUGAGAGAUUUACAUCGGGUAAAUCAAUCCGCCGAGUACUCUCCAUGGAGGUUCUAUCGAAUGGAUCUCCCUUUCGCCCAACCCUCCGUUUACAAACAAUAUGGCCACCUCUCUGGCGUUCGGGUCUUCUCUAUUCAUGACAAGUUUGGUGACACGAUUGCAUUAAGCGAGGAUUUGUGCAGGGCCCAAGAAGUCAUGCACGCAAAGUUGACUGAAAGGGUUCGCCGAUGGGGACAGGAGAUCAACUACGAAGCUGAAUUCUACCAACCUGAUAUUCGUAAUGGCGUUGUGUCCUGUGCUGCACUCUCCCCUGAUGGUCGCUAUGUUGCAUUCGGGUUUGGCAGCGGUGUCAUCGAAGUUGCCGAUAUUGACCAUCAGCGUACGAUCUGCCAAUUGCAGCACAAUCCAGCCAAUCUCCCUGUCUGGGUUGAAUUUGUGCAUGGUAGCCACAGAGUUGCUACUGAGGAUAUUGAUGGGAACGUCACAGUCCUCGGCCAUGGCAUGGCCCCUGUGAAGCUUGGCAAUCUUCCUUCUGGUCUCUAUCCUGCUGAAACCGCCAUCUCAGAUAAUGGAUUAUUCAUCAUACGGGCACCACGAAAUUUCGACAACCCUUGGUACAAUAACAUGACGCUCAUAUCUGUCUCCGACUAUCCUUUCAUCCAGCCCCUCACCUCUCCUUCGGGCCUGUCCAUCCCUUUCGCACCCCCUCCAUCCAACCAUCGCCAUGGGGGCACUGAAUUCUCCUCAUCCAGGCCUCACCGUCGAACGUUUGGGUUCUCCCCAGGUGCACGAUAUGUCAGCGCGUUUGCCGGGUUCAACGCUUUCAUAUGGUCGACUCGAUCAUACGAGCUCAUUGCAUGUUAUCGUGUGACAGACUCCUUUCAUUGGAUCAUCAAUCCCAACCGUGUCCCUCCAACUCACUUGCAUCUCGUCCCUAAUCCUGUAUUCACUCAAGCCUCUCCUCCAUUGGCAGAAGACGAUACAGCUUAUGCACAUCGUUCUGAUGAUGCAGCGCAUGAUUCUGAAGAUAAGUCCUGGAUCAAGCGCCCAUUUUACGACCUCUCGCCAGAACUGAAUGACUACCGAGAAACGAAUGCCUGGUUGGCUUCCUCUGCAACAGGGGAAAACCCACUCAUCUGGUCUCAAUCAGUCAUGUUCAACGGCAGAAAAAUAUUUGAUCUUCCAGCGAAAUAUCAGCCAGUUACUUCCUUGCUCCCGUGGUACGGCCAUCGAGUGCCAGAAAGCGAUCGGCCCGGGCUUGGGCUAUACCGCCUUCAGUCCAGCAGGAAUGGAACUCGAUUUCUGGUCCAGGGCGAGUCAAAAGCCCCAAUUGUCAUCGAUAUUAGCCAAAUUGUUUAGCAUUUACCAAUUUGCGCUUAAGUACUCGUCACUUCCUUGACUAUACACUCAAUGCCUUUUAC